GACACUCGCGGGCUUCCUCGAAGGGCGACAGGCUGAGAAGAAACGUUCCAAUUUCCGGGCGAGAUUUCUCGUGUGAGAGAAGGGAAGAGGCGAGGGAGCUAAAGAAGAAAGGAAAACGCAAAAGCCGACUGUUUCCCGCUGCGGAUAACCUUGGCUUCUCGGAGGAAACUUCGUCACUCGUCUGUCUGCAACUCUUCCAGCGCUUUUCGCGAGGUCUUCAUCAUGUCCAAGAUGAUUGGGCUGCUCGUCGUGGCCCUGGCCUGCUUCUACAACUUGGCUGCUGGUCAAAGCCUGGAAGGGCCUCGAUCCUGCGACCGCGAGCUGGAGGUGUGGAACCCCAAGUGCAACGCCCACUGCGAGCCCACGUGCCAGGAGGGAGAUCUAGUGCCCUGUAGCCGGUCGGGGGGCGGACCCCGCCAGGGUUUCAACGAGAGGAUCUGCCGUCCCAAGUGCAACUGCAAGCCCGGCUACAUCCGGGAGACCAGAGACGGCCGCUGCGUCCACAGGUCCAAGUGCGGCGGCCAGAAGGACAAGUGCAAGCGCAACGAGGUCUUCGACCACUGCGGUUCGGCCUGUCCCGCCGUCUGCGGCGAGGCACCCGGCCGGGUCUGCACGGCCCAGUGCGUGCCGGGCUGCUUCUGCGACAAGGGCUUCAUCCGGGACAAGAAGGGACUCUGCAUCCCGCUGAGCGCCUGUCGGAACGGCCCUGGUCAGGGCCAAGUCCUCGUGCCCUUACACGUUGCGCCCGGACCGAUCCUGCUGCCACCUAGGCCGCUCUUCUGAAGGGUCGGGAUGUUUUGAGGACCGAGGAUCAUCGAGCUAUCUCUGUGGACAUUAUGGAGUUUCAGUGGAUCGUUCCGAUUACUCCGAAAACGACACCCGAUGGCGAUAGCGAUACGAUGCAUGUGCAAAGGAUCGCGUCGUUAUCGGAACUAUCGGAACUAAAACUACAUAUUACGGAGUUUACGUAGACAGUUUUCCCCACUCUAAUCCACUCUCCGCAACAGACGCCACUACUGCGCAUGCGCGGCAGUUGCCUUGUCUGCUGUGUUCCUGAUCUUGAAGCGGUUUGGGCGGAAUGUUGCGGGAGGACGACGGAAUCGGUCGACGAAAACUCCCUUACUAAGCCCGGAGAGUUCAUUCUGGGGUUUUGCAUUUGUACCCGAGGCAAACUAGGGGCAUUGUAUUUUUUUUUUUUAAUCGUACGAGAACAAAUAUGUGCCAAUUACCCAUUUUGGUACAAAAAUAAAAAAAUAAAAAAUGAAUGAAAUUGUCUUGAAUAAAA
This is a messenger RNA of Ixodes scapularis (black-legged tick), 1285 nucleotides long. RefSeq names its product serine protease inhibitor swm-1. The transcript has 6 exons. The coding region runs from base 223 to 783 and encodes 186 amino acids. Lineage: Eukaryota; Metazoa; Arthropoda; Arachnida; Ixodida; Ixodidae. The record is from RefSeq and is a predicted model, not a curated record.